AUGGCACCCAGCGCCAUGAUCACGCCGCCACCGAGCCGUUCCGGGGCCUCUCCUGACAAUGCUUACUUCGAACACGCCGCUCAGAAUGGCGACAAGCUGAAGGAGUACGCCGAUGGCCACUGGAUCCGGCUCCCGGAGGCGCUCUUUUCCUCCAUCAUGUCGGUGGAACCCGCGGUCAACCCUUUGCACAGCACCUCGAAAGCCCUGUCGGAUGAGUGGCUACGAAAUGCUCUGCGCAUGGACGACAAGACAGCCAGCAUCUGGAGCAAGCUGGACAUCGCAUACAUGAGCGCCAUUUGCGCGCCGAAUGCAGACGUAGAGACGCUGAAGUUGAUGAACGACUGGAAUGGCUGGGUCUUUGCUUUUGACGACCCUUUCGACGAGGGGAACUUUGCGAACAACCCCAUCAAGGCCGCCGAGGAGGUCAUUCACACGCUCUCGAUGCUGGACGGUGUCCACCCCGUCGUGACGCCGGACGAGAACCCGCUGAGGCACACGCUCCAGUCGUGCUGGAUGCGCUUCCGGGAGCGCGCGCCCCCGGGCUUGCAGUACCGGUGGAAGCGUCACUUGACGUUGUACUGCAUUGGCGUGCUGCAGCAGGUCGCCGUCCAACACAGAGCCUCACGGCCGACUGUUGAAGAUUACAUGGACAUGCGUGCGGGAUGUGUAGGAGCGUAUCCCUGCAUUGGCCUCAUGCAGCAAAAUGACCUCUGCUCCUAUCGGAAAGACCUGAUCAAGGGCGAGGACAGCAAUGUAAUCUUCAUCCUCAAAGACCAGGGCAUGACGGAUCAGGAGGCGGUCGACCAUAUCGGAGAGAUGCUGUACGAGUGCUACCGGAGAUGGUAUGAGGCGCUGCGCAGCCUGCCCUUCUGGGGCGAGAAGAUCGAUCGGGAUGUUGUCAAAUUCAUCAACGGCUGCCGAAAUAUCGCCCUAGGCAAUCUACACUGGAGCAUUCACGAAGGGAAAGGCGGCACUACGGCUGUCUCUAAUGUCCAUUAUCGGGAGUUCUCCAUUCUCUUCCAGGACUCCAAGUUCGGCACUGUCUUGUUCAGGUCCUUCCUGGAGAACGCUGCCCCUAAGUGCAGGGCGAAGCUCUUCCAGGCUCUCAAGGAGCAAGAGGCCCACAUCCCGGGCAUGUCCCAAGCCCCCUGGAGACCCGAAGACCAUCACAUCCCAGGAUGGACAUGUGUCGACACACAAGGUGCCCGUCGCUAG
Molecule: messenger RNA, 1215 nt
Organism: Thyridium curvatum
Lineage: Eukaryota; Fungi; Ascomycota; Sordariomycetes; Thyridiales; Thyridiaceae
Exons: 5
Coding region: 1-1215 (404 amino acids)
Source: RefSeq, a predicted model, not a curated record